This is a messenger RNA of Bufo gargarizans (Asiatic toad), 978 nucleotides long. RefSeq names its product EF-hand calcium binding domain 1 (gene CLXN). The record is from RefSeq and is a predicted model, not a curated record. Bases 84 to 809 code for a protein of 241 amino acids. The transcript has 5 exons. Gene Ontology annotation, molecular function: calcium ion binding. NCBI's taxonomy places the organism in Eukaryota, Metazoa, Chordata, Amphibia, Anura, Bufonidae.
GGCUACGCUUGUUGUGGUGCGAGAAGUGUUGCUGAGGAGUCCCGAGUAAGGACCACGGACUACGAGACCCAGCAGACCGCACCAUGUCCCAGCAGGUGGCUGCCAUGAACCGCAAGAACCUGCAGAAGCUGGCCGAGACGCUGAGCAAGAGCGCCCGACACUUCACUAAGCAUGAAGUGGAAUGUCUCAUACGGCUGUACAACACGAUAGUCAGGCGUCCUAUAGAUCCAAACACCAGAGGAGGCAUCGACAGGAACACGUUCAGGAACAUCCUGCAUAACACCUUCACCAUGACGGACGACAUGAUCAUGGACAGGGGUGAGUGCGCCUCGGUCAGCAGCAGUAUGGGCACGCACGUGGCACUCUGCAUAGUAACCGCUGUGCUUCUAUCACCAGUCUUCCGCGGAUUCGACAAGGACAACGACAGCUACAUCAGCGUGAGCGAGUGGAUCGAAGGCUUGUCUGUAUUUCUCCGUGGAACGCUGGAUGAAAAGAUUAAAUAUUGCUUCGAGGUCUAUGAUCUGAACAGUGACGGCUUCAUCUCCAGAGAAGAGAUGUUCCACAUGUUGAAGAACAGUCUACUCAAGCAGCCGACGGAGGAAGACCCAGAUGAGGGCAUAAAGGACCUGGUAGAAAUUACACUGAAGAAGAUGGAUCAUGACCAUGACAGCAAGCUGUCCUUUUUGGAUUUUGAGAAAGCGGUCAGAGAAGAAAACCUCUUACUGGAGGCAUUUGGCCCUUGUUUGCCAGACAGUAAGAGCAUCAUGGCAUUUGAGAGUCAAGCAUUUUCAGAGCCCAAUGACCUAUAGGCAUGAACAUUGCACAGGCAGGAGAGGGAUUUGGAUUUGCUUCAAGACUAAAGCAAGAAACAGGAUUUUAAUGAGAAUAUAUCUGCAAAUCGGGGAGAGUGGGGGUUCUACCCCAGUCUGCAUAAUACGACAGAGCGAGUACUACAGUAUAUAUACCCCGCUAUAGCUU